This is a messenger RNA of Empidonax traillii (willow flycatcher), 6504 nucleotides long. RefSeq names its product cap binding complex dependent translation initiation factor (gene CTIF). Gene Ontology annotation, biological process: regulation of translational initiation. The transcript is spliced from 13 exons. NCBI's taxonomy places the organism in Eukaryota, Metazoa, Chordata, Aves, Passeriformes, Tyrannidae. Gene Ontology annotation, cellular component: cytosol. The record is from RefSeq and is a predicted model, not a curated record. Gene Ontology annotation, molecular function: translation activator activity; protein binding; RNA binding. The coding region runs from base 104 to 2020 and encodes 638 amino acids.
GUCCCCCCGCACCCCGGCGCGGCGCCCAUGACCGCCCCGUCGGGGCACUGACCGCGCCCGGCCCCGCACGGCCCGCUCCGUUCUUGGCGCAUCUCCCAAAGGGAUGGAGAACUCGUCGGUGGCAUCGGCCUCCUCGGAGGCGGGGAGCAGCCGCUCCCAGGAGAUCGAGGAGCUGGAGCGCUUCAUCGACAGCUACGUCCUGGAGUACCAGGUCCAGGGGCUGCUGACGGACAAGACGGAGGGGGAUGGCGAGAGCGAGAAGACUCAGUCCCACAUCUCACAGUGGACGGCGGAUUGCAGCGAGCAGCUCGAUGGCAGCUGUUCCCCAUCCCGAGGGAAGGGCUCGUCGUCUCACGAACACAACCAGGAAGAGUGGGAUCACAGCAGCAGUGGGAGCACAGGAUCCCAGCCGGGGUUGGGCUCCAGGCAGGGGUCUGGAUCCAGGUCUGGCAGCCACAGGAGAAGCAGCCAGUUCAGGCAAUCGACCAAGAAUGGCAACAAGGAGAGCAACCUCGACAUGCUGGGCACAGACAUCUGGGCUGCCAACACCUUCGAGUCCUUCAGUGGUGCAACGUGGGACCUGCAACCUGAAAAACUAGAUUUCACCCAAUUUCACAGGAAGCUGAGAAACACCUCCAAACACCCGUUGCCUCACAUAGACAGAGAAGGGCUUGGAAAAGGGAAGUACGAGGAUGGCGACAGCAUCAACUUGAACGACAUAGAGAAAGUCCUCCCAGUGUGGCAGGGAUACCAUCCAUUGCCUCAUGAAGCUGAAAUCGCACACACCAAAAAGCUGUUCAGAAGGAGGAGAAACGACCGGAGGCGACAGCAGAGACUUCCCAGUGGGAACAAGUCUCAGCAGCACACGGAUCAUCAGCAAGGUGGCACCAAACAUAACAGGGACCACCAGAAGGUCUACCAAGGAGGCCAGGCCCCCCACUCCUCAGGCAGGACGGGCCACCACGGCUACAGCCAGAACCGGAGAUGGCACCACAACCAGAAGCACUCGCCCAACGACAAAGAAACGCACAGAAACGCCAAAGAGACUGAGAAUCUGAAAAUCGAGGACACCUCGGCCUGCACGGUUCACAGCCCCGUGGAGGCGCCUCGAGGCCCCGAGGCUGUGGAGAAGCAGCCCCAGCCGUAUCCCCCAGAGUCGGAGACCAAACGGAAGGACAGCGCUCACGAGCGCGUCGGGGAGAGGCCUAAGAUCAACCUGCUUCAGUCUUCCAAAGACAGGCUGCGGAGGAGACUAAAAGAAAAGACGCCUUGUCUUUCCCUUUUCACGGACCAGGACGAAGUUACGGUGGAAACCACCGACCCUGAAAAGAAUAAAAUGGACAAACUAAUUGAAAUUCUCAACAGCAUGAGGAACAACAGCAGUGAUGUUGACUCCAAGCUCACCACAUUCAUGGAGGAGGCCCAGAACUCCACCAACUCUGAGGAGAUGCUGGGUGAGAUAGUCAAGACCAUCUACCAGAAAGCGGUGACGGACCGCAGCUUUGCUUCCACAGCAGCCAAGCUCUGUGACAAAAUGGCCCUUUUCAUGGUGGAAGGAACCAAGUUCCGGAGUCUGCUCCUCAAUAUGUUGCAGAAGGAUUUCACCAUGCGGGAGGAGCUGCAGCAGCGGGACGUGGAGCGCUGGCUGGGCUUCAUCACCUUCCUCUGUGAAGUCUUUGGGACCAUGAGGAGCAGCACUGGAGAGCCCUUUCGAGUCCUGGUCUGCCCCAUCUACACCUGCCUCAGGGAGUUGUUGCAAUCUCAGGAUGUGAAAGAAGACGCCGUGCUCUGCUGCUCCAUGGAGCUGCAGAGCACUGGCCGGCUGCUGGAGGAGCAGCUGCCCGAGAUGAUGACGGAGCUCCUGGCGAUCGCACGCGACAAGAUGCUGUGCCCCUCCGAGUCCAUGCUGACGAGGUCCCUGCUGCUGGAGGUCAUCGAGCUGCACGCCAACAACUGGAACCCCCUGACGCCCACCAUCACGCAGUACUACAACAAGACCAUCCAAAAACUGACAGCUUGAGGGGGCAAGGGCGAGGUGGGGUGGGAAGGGACGAGGAGAAGACACGCGCCUCGAUGGGAUCCGGCAAGAGCUUUUCCGAUUUAAAUCCCCCCAGCAGACCAAACCCAAGCAUGCUCGAGAAUACGUUUGUGGGGCGGGGAGGGAGAAGCAUGUUUCUUUUGCAGCCGCGCCGCCAAGUGCCACCCCCUCCUCCCUGCCGUGGUUUUGUUUUUAGGGGGUUUCUUUUCUGAACUCAUUGCUCAAGCGGCAGCAGCGCAUCCCGCCGGGUUAUUGUUUGGCUUUCGAAAAGAGGACACGGAAUUUGGAAAAGAAAAAAAAAAAAAAAAAACAAAAAAAACACAACACAUAAUCCAAGUGGGGGCUAGCAUUGUUUUCACGCCGUCCUCCUGCCUUGCCCUGGCCAACUGGCAGGAGACAGCAAGCAGCAGAUGUCUCGGGAGGACAAAGCCAGACACACACUACACCAGACGCUCAUAAUUGAUGGCUUUUGUCUAGCGGGGCUUGCGUUAGGUUCCCCCCCCCCUCCUUCUCUUGUUUUCAACUUUCUGUGUGUCCCCCCCACCUACCCGCCACCCCUUCGGGAGCAGAUCGGAGAGCGGGACGACUUUCUCAUUUGCACUGGCUUUUCUUUCUCUCCGAGCAUUUGUAAUUUCUUCUUAUUUUAUUGUGACGUCCGACGGACAAUUGCGAGCAGCUCGGAGGCGCGUGGAGCAAUGCCUUCCCACGAGCUGGCUAAUGGUUUAUGUGAAGAUGCUGAAGCAGAAGGAGUGUUUUAAACGAGUCCAAAAGCCACUGCAGAAGUUACAUAGCCACUGUCAUCUUGCCAGUAACCUCUUUGGUGGAUUGAGAAAUGUGUUCUCUGAGCUGGGGGCUCUAAAAAAAGGGGAUUCUGCGGCUCUUGCUGUUCAAGUUGCCGUUAUUCCUCAGCCACUAUAACCCUUUUUCUUUUGUAAUACUUUUUUUUGUUUCCAUUGAAGGAGUGCUUUAUUGUAAUUACUGUCAUGGUUGUAAUUAUGCAUUUAAAUCCAGGCCUGUUAUAGUUGGGCCUAAUAAUGUACAGGACGAGGGAGAAAUGAAGGUUUGAUGUUCUUCUUUGGAGACUGGUAAAAGAGAAGACAAACAAUGUAUGGCAAAACAAAAGAGUGAAAAAAAAGAAGAGGAAAGAAAAUAGAUUAAGCCAAAAAUAGAAGUUUUGAGCCUGGCUUCUAACUAGCUGAAUAUGCUAUCCAGUGUUCCUAGGUGUGCAGUGUGCAGGAGAAGCUGUGUCCCGUGGUCAGUGUAAGUGGCACCAUGUCAUUGAGGGAUGGGUGACAUUUUCAAAGAGGCAGAGUUUGCUCGGGGAUCCCCAGGUUGCUCCAGGAUCCCCUCAUUGCUCCGUGCUGGAGCAUCCCAAGGGAGAGGGUGGCUGCAGGGGAUGAUGUUGAGAUGCUACCUGGGUGAGGAAAUGCCCAGGGGGUGAGGAGGCUGGUCCGGAGGAACACCACGCCGCUGCAUCACUCCCCGAAUUGUGAAGAAGAUUUGGUUGUCUCCUUAUUUUCUCAUCUGUCAACACUUUGACUUACUAAAUCCCUCCAGGUGCUUAUUUUAGUGAAGCCUAAUGAGGGUGCAAGCUGCCCCAUCCCAUCUGCACAGCAGAUGAGGAGCCAAGGAAGGCACGAUGCCGGCAGCCCAUCCUGUUUUUUCCCAUUAUUCAAUUUACUUUACUGUGAUAAGAGAACUUCUGCUGCGAUGACGGCGCGCUUGGACCCCGGACCAGGCAGGCUGGGUCUGAACGCAGCAGCUCAAACCCAUUUUUCCGAGGAAGACGUUGAAUUUCUGGUGGCUUGUGGAGAAGACAGAUUUCACCCCGACCUCUUUGGAUGUGCAGUAUGUUCUUGGGUGCCUUAUGAAUGUGUUGGUCUGUCCGUGAUGGGGAGGAAGCUUUUGCUGCAAAAUUCAAAGGGCAGAAGUUUUCAGCAGAAAAUGCAUUUCAGGAGGCGGGAGUCGUGAUGCUGGAGUUCAGUGUUAUUUGGAUCCUCAUCUGGUUGUCUGCUGAUCCAGUUUUUAUUCCGCACAUGGAGCAAGAGAAGCAAGCUGAAAACGGGAGCUUCAGUUUUCCUCUCUACUCAGAAAGCAGCGGCAUGAUUUCUGAGUGCACUGGAAGUGUCUGGAAAAACGAAGUUUUACUUCAUGGAUUUGAGCCCAGGAACUUUGCGUGGUGACGGACGCCUUGCGUUGGGUCAGCUUCAUUAGUAGCAAUGGGGUUUGAGAGUAUUAAUGAGCAGAUGAACUUCAUUAAGGCAGCAAAGCCCAUCAGUAUUACAAGGCUCAGGGUUGUGCCCAUUGCUCUUUGUUUUUUUCUGCUCCCUGAGUUCUCAGGGAGUGGAGUAGAAGGGGAUAUAACACCCAUCGCAGUGUGCUCAGGCACAGCAUCAGUCUUCUGGGAGAAGACCUAAAAACCAGUUUUGUCUUCAUUUUUUUUUUUAUUUUUUACCGAGGAGAAAAGUCCCUUAACAGGGACGCAGCCUGAUGGGUCGGGGUGCCAGGGAUCCUGCCAGCAGAGAUCCAGACCACCACUCCGACCCUUGCAGCUUCUCACAUCCCCCAGAAUUUUUUCUCGGGAUGUAGUGAAAGAAGAAAAAAAAAAAAAAAAAAAAAAAAAAAAAAAAAAAAAAAAAAAAAAAAAAAAAAAAAAAAAAAAAAAAAAAAAGAAAAAAAAUCCAGAGACUUGGGGAUUUUGUUUCUAAAAACUUGAAUUUUCAUCAGUGCAUCGGGAGGCAUUCAGAGUCAAAGUGUAAGCCACGAGGCAGUAUUUCUGCUAAAGCAUUUCCCUACCCCUGCCUGCUGUGAGGGUUUAUUCAAUUUUCCCACUGCAGGGCAAUCCUGCAAACCCCACUGACCAGGCUUGGCCCAUGACUUUCCCUUCCAACACUGGGAUUUUUCCCAACGAAGAACUUCUUUGUGGAGUCUGUUUGGUUUUAGUGUCUUGCCAUUUAUCUCUGCUAUUAACAUGGGUUUGUCCAGCCAUUAACUGCUUUGGUACAUCAGUCACUCUGUGGAUAUCCGAGAGUAAAAAUGUUGACCAAAAAAUGGUUUUUUUUUUCCCCAAAAUUACAUGCUGCCAAUGGUUUCUUUCCGAAGGCCAUCUGUAGGAAGCUGGCAGGCACGUGGCAUCAUUCACCAGGGUACCGCGUUGGGAGAAGAGGCACCACGAGGACAUUUGAUGAGGAGCAACGCUGGGGAAUUUUUUGGGAUGUCUGGUGAGCACCUGGGGAUCCUAGAGUGUUUUCUUCUCUUUUUUUUUUUUUUUUUUUGUCUUUCUGUAGAAACGGUCGCCAAAGAGCGUAAUUCUCUCUUAUGUGUGUUUUUAGGUGCAAAGCCACCAGCCACACAUCUUCCCCAGAUUAGCCAGAUUCCACCUUUGCUGCUCAGUAAAAAGUGUCUGUGUGGGGGUUUGCUGCGUUGUCCCCAUCUGGCCACAUCAGCAAAGGGGGGAAAUAACCUCCUCGGGCCAAAUAUGUGCGGGGCCAAACCUCGGGUUGGUGCAAAAGCGAGGGGCUGAAGCCUCUGCGGGGAGUGAUGGUCCACACCACGGCCAUGCCCCUUUCCCUCGGAUGCCGAGCAGGUUUUCUGACUCCCUGCCAGAUUCCCCAGCAUCUAGUUCACCUCAUUCCUGGUGAAAUUCUUUCCAAACUGACGGUUUUUGCUACUACCCACAAAGUGACUUGCUUGGUAUCCCCAUGAGGGCUUUCGCCCUUGUUUGGAGAAGUCUCGUGUAUAGGGAGGUGAAACAGAAGUGGGGGAAAAGAAAGGAAAAGUAAGUGAUUUGCUUGGUUCCCCUCUUCCCUCGAAGGAGAUUAAUGAGUAUCUAUUCUUAGCAUGAUUGAUGGCUUUGAAAGAAAACUUGUCAGAAUAACUUAUGAUUUAUUUUCAUGCUUAUUUUUAUAACAUCCCUCACUUGGAAAUCUCUCAAAAUCUUAAAUAUGAUUUUUGUUGUUAUUUUUUAAUUUCCCCGCUGGGUAUUUUAUGGCUUUACACUAAUUUUACACUUCUUGGCGUUAGCUAUUAGACAGUCAUGGUGAUAUUUUCAGUAUUCUUUCAGGAGAAACUAUACUAAGGGUUGCAAAGUCCACUGUCAAUAGCCAAGGGAGCUGCGGUGUCCUGCAGAACACGGAGUUAACGCUAGCAAUUUUUUUUUUUUAAUGUAUUUAUUUGCAUUUGAAAAAGCAACAUUUUUAAUUUAAUCAUAUUUGUUAAACUAAGCGCUUUAAGAAAAAAAAAUUUUAAAAAAUAUUAAAAAAAAAAAGCAAAAAGGUUUUGGGGAGAAUAAAGACUAGAUAUUCAUACUAGAGAAAUCACAAACUCAUCGUUUUCAGCAUUUCAGAGACUGUUAAAACAAGGGAGCUAAUAACUCUUUGUGGCAAUUCAGUCUUUGUUUAUAGAACAUCCAGAGCCACUGUAUGCUAUAAAAUGCAUCAUCUGAGUAAUAAAUGUUUAAAGCUUGA